This is a messenger RNA of Linum trigynum, 213 nucleotides long. The record is from the annotation of a GenBank genome assembly. NCBI's taxonomy places the organism in Eukaryota, Viridiplantae, Streptophyta, Magnoliopsida, Malpighiales, Linaceae.
AUGAACGAGUUACUUCCCGAAAGACAUGACUACUACUACAUGAUGUUGAGGUUCUUGAAAGCAAGGAAAUUUGACGUUGAAAAAGCAAAGCACAUGUGGGCUGAUAUGCUUCAAUGGAGGAAGGAAUUUGGCACUGAUACUAUCAUGGAGGAGUUUGAGUUUCAAGAGUUAAAUGAAGUUUUGAAGUAUUAUAAUGCAAGUGACAGAUCUUGA